This is a messenger RNA of Spirometra erinaceieuropaei, 1182 nucleotides long. NCBI's taxonomy places the organism in Eukaryota, Metazoa, Platyhelminthes, Cestoda, Diphyllobothriidea, Diphyllobothriidae. The record is from the annotation of a GenBank genome assembly.
AUGCCCUGUUAUCCAACUCCCUACCCCUCUAUGGAGUGCCACGGAAGCUGCUGCCAACUGAACGACCAGUGGGGCGGACCGAUGCCCUGCCCGCAGUCCCACUGCAUGUUAGCCAACCGACACCAGAGUAGUGACCAGUGCUGCCAAAACUACCUCUGCGAGUGCAACCAAGCAGCCUCGUACCGCGAACAGGAACCGCCCCGUCUGCCAACGCAGUAUGUUUCAGAGGCAACCGCACACCCGAAAAGUCCAUUUACCGCAGAAGACGAUCAAAGCGGCAAAUUCUGUCCAGCCUGCGCCGGACUAGCCGCGGCUGCAGCCACAAGUGACUUUGGGUGCAACCAACUGCGUCGCAUCGGUUCGCAGUCUAACGAUCUUGACGCAGCUCUGGUGGACGUUUGGGCCUCAGCGGCAACCGCUACGACGGCUGAUCAACAACAACAACAGCAGCAGCAUCAUCAUCCCCAUUCGCACCAUCAUCACCACCACCACCAGCAGCAGCACAAUCACACUUCUGGCGUCAACCAGCGUCGGAGAGAAUUGGCCUUCUCGGAGCAGAAUCGACCUAGAAACAGGGUUGGCGACUGCCCAUCGGGUGGUGGCGGUGGAAACGGUGCUGUUGGUGGGGGCAGUGGGCGGCGCGCGCCGAGCUCUCCAACAGCAAAUCUGGAGGAGUUACUGGUCGGGUGCAUCAACCAACCGUCGCAAAGCAACGCGGAGCUCAGGGGCCUUGGAGGUCAUUCUCGUGGUUUUUCUGCUGACCGGCAUCGGCGGUCAGACUCGAAGAGUGAACUCUUCUACUGUGAUGCCUCGGAGACGGAACCAUGUCAGCAGUGCGACGCGGAAGCCGCCGCCGCCGCCAUGUGUGACCGCGAAACAGGAGGCGGUGGUGGUAGUGGCUGUUGCCCGAACAAUCAGGGGACAAAAUUCGGCACAAACAGCGGCAAACCGGACAUACGAGUCCUCCGUAGGGUGGCUACGGUCUCACGAGACAUCGCCGAAAUCGUUCGCGGAAUCCGGUACUUCCAGAAAAAAAACGAGAACAAAGAAAGACUCAACAAAAUUGUAAAUGAAUGGCGUGCCGUGGGAAGCGUACUGGACCGGCUUUUCUUCAUUUGCUACCUUUUUGCUAUCAGCAUUUCGAUAAUCCUGUACUUCCCGAGAGCUGCAGAUAGCCUUUAG